CGAGCGAUCGAACGAAACGGUCGGGCGUAGCAACGCGGCCAGACGUUCGAUCAUCUCCGUUGAACGUCAUCGUUAUCCUCGGUAACGAGCAUUAAUAUUAAUGACGGGUACGGGGAAACCGGAGCCGUCGUCGGGGGACCGUUGAAGCCGCCAAGGACGGUUAACGCGUCUCCGGUUCCCUUGGCUCCCCGUCGAACGAGUUUCCCUGCGGGGUAAUCGCGACGAUCGUGGGACUCGCUUGAUCGUGGAUCACGGGAACGGGCUGGCGCGAUUAAAGCUCGGGUGGAAAAGUGGGUCGACCGCAGGACAACAAACCGGACAGCCCCCGCAUAUAUCGUCGGUAGGCCACGUGGUGGUGACUAGAGCGAGAUGCCAGUGCGUCGGCGGCGGAUAUCGAUCCCUGCCCUUAGACCGAGUCAGGAGAAUCCUGGGGAACGUGUAAAUGGUGAGAAGGAGGACGACAGGCGGGUAAUCGGAACCGAAAAACACGAAGAGAAGAGGAACAAGAGAGAAGGGGACGCGAAGGAACGGGAACAGAAGAGAAAGGGUGGACACACCGAAGAGGGUGCAGACUGGGCAGUAUCUCACCUUGGAGGAAACCAGCCGGACCUUUGCCAGGGGAGAUAUAAAUAAGAGGAUCCCGGGUGGACGUGGACAGCGAAACGGGCACGAUCGUCGACGGAUCUGGAGCCUGAUCUCGCCGCAGGAGUCGGAGAGGCACGACGGGACAGGCGGCGGCAGCGGCUCGGGGUGACAGAAGACAGUUUGCCAAGUCCAGCGAGCGAAGAGAGGCCAAGUAACGUAACUCCAAUGUAUUACGGUCCCCCUCGCGCGAACGGAGCCGCUGAAAUAUGUCGUUACCACGAGAAUGGAGCCUGCAGGAUUCGGUCGAGCAUGACCCUGUCGCCUGCGCGGCAACGUCGCAGGAGAUGGUCGGGACGGCCGUCAUCGACGAGAAUAUGAAUCAACAGAAUCAGCUGGGCUCCCUGUUGUCGAUCCACUCGGCGCCCGUGUUCGACCUGAGCACGGGCGUGCCGUCGCCGAAGAGGCCGGCCUCGCUGGCGGUGCAGGCGACGGCCACCUCGACGCCGAUCGUGCCGCCCCAUCUGCAGAGCCCGGAGACCAUCGAGGACGAGGACAACGAUAAUCUCCUCACGAUCUCGAGCCUGACCGCCAGGCCGUUGAUAGCCAAGUCCCGCGAGCUCCGAUCGACCAGGUGCUCCGCCACCAAGAAGAAGAAGAGGAGCGAGCCGAAGAAGCCGAGGAACAUCACCUACGUCCCGUUGGACGGCGGCUACGGAUGGGUGAUCGUCUUCGGGGCGUUCUUCGUUCAGUUCUGGGUGGCCGGUCUGGUCAAGUCCUACGGUGUCCUCUACGUAGAGGUCAUGGAGACGUUCAAGGACGCCACGGCCUCCGUCGCCUCCUGGAUACCAGCUAUUUUGUCUUGCCUCUGUUUGGCGCUCGCUCCUGUGACGAGCAUGCUCUGCCAAAAGUACAGCUGUCGGGCAGUCGUCUUCAUCGGGGGACUGUUCUGCGCCCUGGGACUUACUAUAAGUUACUUUGCCACGAGUUUGAUACACCUCUUUUUUACUUUUGGAAUCCUAACAGGUAUCGGUGGCGGUCUGUCGACGACACCUGGCAUCAUCCUUGUCUCACAAUACUUCGAUAAGCACCGCGCCCUGGCGAACGGGAUCUGCGUUUCCGGUACGGCGGCGGGCAGCUUCGUGUUCCCGCUUCUGAUCGAGGUUCUGGUGCAGAACUUCGGUUUCCACGGAACGAUUCUCCUGCUGGGCGGUUGCAUGCUUCACGUUUGCGUGAGCGCGACCCUGUACCGGCCGCUCGAGAACAAUUACGCUCCCGAAGCCGCGGACGUCGUCGUGAGGUCUGAGAAGGUCGACAACGCCACCGCGAAAGAGCUGGAGGCGGCGAAGCAGCAGAAGCUGGAUCUAAUAUUCGCCAACCACGACUCGACUACCAAGCAUAAUCUGUUAAACGAGUUGUUCCAUCAGAACGGCGUGGUCGCGGUCGAGCUGACCGACAGCGAGGAGGAGAAGGACGUGAUCGGCGAAUGUCUCAGGAUGAAGCCGAUCUCGAAGAUACGUAGCUCGAGUAUAUUGCACAGCGUCGAGGAUCUGUCGACCGAUUCCACGUGCGUCUACAAAGCCAGGUCGUCGCUGAGAUCCCUGAGAUCCUCGAUCACCGCCGUCUGCCCGCCCCCUCAAAGCGAGGCCCAAGUACCGGAGGAACUGUCGCGCAGGAAGACCAUCGUGCAGAGGAUAAUGCAGUAUAUCGAUCUCUCUCUGUUGAAGAAUCCCCAGUUCAUCAUGAUGUGCUUCUCGGUUACCCUGAUGUCCACUGGAAGCCCAUACAUGCUGUAUUAUCUUCCGGCGUACGUGCACGCGGCUGGCUACACGAAAUCGGAAGCGGGAUACCUGGUCGCCAUUUCUGCUGCUCUCGACUUGUGCGGCAGACUCGGACUCGGCUGGCUCUCCGACCUGCAGUUGUUCGAUCGACGGAAAGGAUACAUUGGAAGUGUCGUGGGUGCUGGUGUGGCUGUAUUGGCGAUUCCGAUGGCCCACUCUUUCUACGUGCUGGCGUGUUCCGUUGGCAUGUACGGACUUUGCCUGGGUUGUUGGUUUCUCUUAGUUCCCGUCCUUCUCGCUGACCAAUACGGCACCGACAAAAUAUCUUCAACCUACGGUCUCGUUAGGAUGUUCCAAAGUGUCGGAGCUAUUUCUAUUCCGCCUUUAGCAGGUUACCUACGUGAUGUAACUGGAAGUUACAGCGUAUGUUUUCUCUGCAUGGGAACGUGCAUGGUCAUGGGAGGUCUACCAAUGCUCCUGGUUUUUAACGAAGUAUCGAAAUCAUCGAAGAUGACCGUUAACGCUGAGAACGGUGAUACUCAAGCAGAGACGACUGUGAAAGAAUAA
Nomia melanderi (Alkali bee) is the source of this 2930-nucleotide messenger RNA. It is a transcript of the gene Sln, whose product is annotated as monocarboxylic acid transporter silnoon. Gene Ontology annotation, molecular function: monocarboxylic acid transmembrane transporter activity. Gene Ontology annotation, biological process: transmembrane transport; monocarboxylic acid transport. Lineage: Eukaryota; Metazoa; Arthropoda; Insecta; Hymenoptera; Halictidae. The record is from RefSeq and is a predicted model, not a curated record.